UGUCCCGGGGAAGGUCGGGUGAGGCAGACGUGGUGCGGUUGGCGGCACUGGAGGAAACGAACAGUACCCUGAGACAACAACUGGAGGAGCUUGAGAUAUUAACACGCCAGCACCACACCCUUCAGCGCCACGUUCAGGAGAAGGACCUGGAGUGUGUCACCCUCAAGGAGAAACUCAAACUUAAGAACGAACUCUGCCACGAUCUGGAUGCCACCCACCACCACCCACAUAAGGAAUCCCAGUUGGCUCGUGUUAUCGAGAAGAACACAGAACUAACGAUCCAGAACUCUGACCUUCAGAAACAGUUACAAGAACUGCAACAUGUUAGCGAGGAGUGCAGGACCUUGAAGCAUACACUUACACAAGUGGAGACUGACUGGUCCUCGGCCAAGGUUCAAGUUGGAAGUCUACAGAACAAAUUCGGCAACCUGGAGUCUGUACUUCGGCUUGAAGAUGUGUAUGGAUUUGCUGACGGUUCGAGACCCCGAGGGGGCAGCAGUCUCGAGACCGUCUUGAUUCAAAUGAAAGAUGCUGCCGACAAGCGGCGAGACUUGGAGAGGCAACAUGCCGAGGCUCUGGCCCAGCUGCGCGAGAGACAGGCGUCCAUUGCUGAUCCUUCGAAGGCCAACGAGAAGGAACGCAAGGCUUCCGUCGAGGUAGUCGAAGCUCUGCAGUCAAAAAUCCGUGAGUUAGAAAAGAAGGCCGAGGUGCAGAACCUCAGACAUGAAGAACUUCUGCUGGAGAUGCAAAGCCUGAAGAAGGCACAAACUUCAUCGAAAAGCUCUUGGACGAGAUCUCUCAGUGCUGACCUCCAGAGUCCUGAUUCAGGAGAUGUUACCCCAG
Messenger RNA from Cherax quadricarinatus, 843 nucleotides. The record is from RefSeq and is a predicted model, not a curated record. Lineage: Eukaryota; Metazoa; Arthropoda; Malacostraca; Decapoda; Parastacidae.